Impatiens glandulifera is the source of this 682-nucleotide messenger RNA. RefSeq lists its product as uncharacterized. Bases 5 to 682 code for a protein of 225 amino acids. NCBI's taxonomy places the organism in Eukaryota, Viridiplantae, Streptophyta, Magnoliopsida, Ericales, Balsaminaceae. The record is from RefSeq and is a predicted model, not a curated record. The transcript has a single exon.
UAAUAUGGCUUCAAAAGAAGACCCAGAACAGCCCCUUGCACCGGCGGCUCACCGGAUUCCAAUUGAUCAUGAUAAUGAUCAUGAUCAUGAUUAUGAUGAGCUCCCGGUCCGGAAAGGAUGUCUGAAAUGCUGCGGCUGCGUAUCUGCUCUCCUCUUAAUUCUAUCACUUGUUUUAUUAAUCCUCUUCUUCACCCUUCUCAAACUCAAAGACCCAAUUCUAAAACUCAACUCAAUCUCCUUAUUAUUAUACGGCCUCAACAACACAAACCAAUUCAACAUUACCACCACCAAUUUCACUAUUCUAAUCGACGUUUAUGUUAAGAACCCUAACAUCGAAGCUUUCAAAUUUGGAAACAGUACGACGGAGAUCUAUUACGGGGGGAUGACGGUGGGUGGUAGCCGGAAUCCUGCUGGCGGGAUGAUUGUGGGAGCGGGGAGAACAGUGGGGAUGAACACGACGGCGGAGGUUAUGGGGUGGAAACUUAUGCAAGUUCCCAGGUUGGGAGACGAUCUGAGAACAGGGGAAAUUAAGGUUAACGGAUGUACGAGGGUCGGAGGGAAAGUGGAGAUUUUGAAUUUGAUAAAGAAGCAUGUAGUUGUGACCAUGAAUUGCACAUUCACUGUCAAUUUAAAUACAACGGAAAUUGAAGAUCAAGAUUGCCAUCAGAAGGUUUCUAGUUAG